AUGGACGAGCUCAAGAACGCCAUCGCCGUCAUCCCCAACAAGUACUACUUCGGCGUCGUCCACAGCCUCGACAGCGUCCAGAGGUCGUCCGUCGUCGCGCGAGGCGACCUCGUGUACUGCAUUGACCAUGACCUGCUCUACGAACCCUUCUUCGGGGACUUCGGGCCGCUCAACAUGGGCCUCUCCUAUCGCUUCUGCGAGCGCACCCAGAACCUGAUGGAGGAGGCGGAUCGGAGGGGAAAGAGGCUGUACUUGGUGGCGCAGGCCGCGCCGAACUUCAAGGCGAACGCGACGGUUCUCGUCGGCAUCUACCUCAUCAUGAUCUGCGGGUGGGCCGCGGACGAGGCCUACGAGGUCCUGAAGGUCCUCCGCCCGUUCGCGUCCUUCCGCGACGCCUCGUGCGGCCCCAGCACCUUCCCGCUCACCCCCCAGGACUGCCUGAAAGGGAUGCAGCGCGCGCGCGACACCGGCCUCGUGCGCUUCACGCCGCUCGGGGACCCCACGGCCUUCGACAUCCUCGAGUACGAGCACUACGAGCAGGUCGAGAAGGGCGACCUCAACUGGAUCGUGCCGGGCAAGCUGCUGGCGUUUGGCGGGCCGCAGGCGAAGCGCACCGAGUUCUACGGCUACAAGACGCUGGUGCCGGAGGACUACCACGAGUACUUCCGGCGGCGCAACGUGACGUCCGUCGUGCGGCUGAACCGGCGCGUGUACGACCGCGCGCGCUUCACCAGCGCCGGGCUGCAGCUCCACGAGAUGUACUUCCCCGACGGGACGUGCCCGACGGAGGCCAUCAUGCAGCGGUUCCUGCGGACCGUCGAGACGGAGCCCGGCGCGCUCGCCGUGCACUGCAAGGCCGGCCUCGGGCGCACCGGCGUGCUCAUUUGCGCCUGGCUGUGCAAGCACCUGGGCUUCACGGCCGAGGAGGCCAUCGCGUACAUCCGGAUCUGCCGGCCCGGGUCCGUCAUCGGGCCGCAGCAGCACUUCCUGAAGCAGAUGCAGGGGUGGCUGUGGCGCGAGGGCGAGGCGUUCCGCGCGCAGCAGGAGCAGCGCGCCGCCAGCAAGGCGCAGCUGGUGCGGUCGGGGAGCAACUCGCUCGCGAGCAGCGCCGCGACGAUCCGCACGGGCGUCGCGCAGCCGCCGGGGUCCGGCGGGACGGAGACGCCGCGCACGAGCAGCAUGACGGUGACGCCGCGGUCGGCCACGCCGUCGCCGUCCGACACGCUCGACGACGGCGGGGGCGCCGCGGCGUCGGACGCGUCGGACUGCGCGCACGUGUCGCCGAUGAAGCCGCUGCGGUCCGGCACGCACGCGCCGCAGUACAUGAGCCACGAGCAGAUCGAGCGGGCGGGCGGCGCGAAGAACCUGCGCGCGUCGGCCCCGGCGGGCUCGGCCGCCGCGGUGGUCAAGGCCGCGAAACGCGCGCUCGCGAACCCGCACGGCGCCGGGAGCGGCAACCCGCGGCAGAACUACGGCGCGGCGCCGAUGACGCCGCGCGCGGGGGCGCGCCUGCUGGGCCCCGUGCGCCAGGCGUCGGGGGCGAGCCUGAACGCGUCGGCGUCGUCGCGCACGGCGUCGCGCCAGGGCAGCACGACGUCGCGCGUGCCGCAGACCGCGUCCGCGUCGGUGGGGCCGUCGGCGCGCUCCGCGACGCGCCCCGCGAGCGAGAAGGCGCCGCGCCACGCCGCGCCUGGACGCUCCAGCAGCACCGGCACCGCGGCGGGCAUGCGCACGCCGUGGGGCGUCAGCGGCGUCGCGCGGACGACGUCGGCGGUUGGCACGACGCGCACGGCGUCGUGGAAGGCCCCGUCGAGCAGCUCGUCGGCCCGCACGGAUCGCCUGCGGCUGCAGGGCAGCGCGCUCAUGUCGCGGCCGGGCGCGGGGAGCGCGCGCGCCGGGGUGCCGCAGGUGCAGGGCCUGGCGUCGAGCCCGCGGGCGCGGUCUGGCACGACGGUGCAGCGCGUGGUCACGAAGGCCGGGCAGCCGCGGAAGAUGCCUGCCGCGCUGGCGACGCAGCAUCAAAAGGCGGGCGAGGUGCUGCUGCCGUCGCAGGGGUGA
Pedinophyceae sp. YPF-701 is the source of this 2058-nucleotide messenger RNA. NCBI's taxonomy places the organism in Eukaryota, Viridiplantae, Chlorophyta, Pedinophyceae. The record is from the annotation of a GenBank genome assembly.